GUAACUGUACAUGUGAGCCAGGCUGGACAGGAGACGACUGCUCUGUAGAUGUGGAUGAAUGCUCCCAGCAUCCUUGUCCUGACUACAGGCAGUGCCGGAACUUGAAUGGCAGCUUCGAGUGUGUCUGCUGGAGUGGACUUGAGAUCAGUUCUAAUGGAACCUGUCAAG
Candidula unifasciata is the source of this 168-nucleotide messenger RNA. The record is from the annotation of a GenBank genome assembly. NCBI's taxonomy places the organism in Eukaryota, Metazoa, Mollusca, Gastropoda, Stylommatophora, Geomitridae.